Molecule: messenger RNA, 738 nt
Organism: Periconia digitata
Lineage: Eukaryota; Fungi; Ascomycota; Dothideomycetes; Pleosporales; Periconiaceae
Source: the annotation of a GenBank genome assembly
ACACCACCUCACCAGCAUCUUUGCUGUUUUGUUCUAUCGUGUCGUCUUCAUAGACUACCUCACUGUCCAUCCUCGUUCAAAAUGCACCACCCACGACGUCUCUCUUCUGAUGAUGCUCCUGUAUCUGCGUACAAAGAGCUCACGAUCCUUCCCCAGCCACUAGCGCCAGACGCCCUGCCCGUCGGCCAAUUGGUCUCCAAGAGCUCCAAGUUCAAUCCACCAACGUUGGAGGAUCGCGAUUACGACGAUGUCGGCUCACGCUGGUACAAAGACGUGAUUGUCUUCGACUCCAAAUCCGGUCGCUUUCUGCAGUCCCUCGGUGCCACCCACUUUAUCAAGAAGCCUGAGGAUGGAAACGAGGCUGGCACCAUCGAGGCUCCAGAGCAAUACGUCCGGCUGCUGAAAGAUCCAUCUGCUUCUUUGAAGAAGGCCCUCGAAUCCGACGAGGCCAAGCAGUGGUUGAAAGAGAACCCCGAAGCUGGGUUCGUGGUUGGCGCUCGCAUUGUCACAAACGCAAGCUACAGGCGUGCGGGCUUGAUAGACAGAGGAAACGAUAACUGGGAAGUGGUCAGAGAAGUCAGUGGAUUUAGCACUGACGGAAAGAGAAGGGACAGCGGCUUGGAGGUGCUGACAAACAGCAAGCACGACGUGGUUGGGGUCUCGGUCCGCAAAAUUCUUGCGCAAGGCGGUGGUGAAGCUACCUUGGGCGAGGAGUUGGACACCUCCUACUGGAAUUGA